Notothenia coriiceps (black rockcod) is the source of this 2124-nucleotide messenger RNA. RefSeq names its product transmembrane protease serine 3-like. The transcript is spliced from 4 exons. Lineage: Eukaryota; Metazoa; Chordata; Actinopteri; Perciformes; Nototheniidae. Bases 720 to 1097 code for a protein of 125 amino acids. Gene Ontology annotation, molecular function: serine-type endopeptidase activity. Gene Ontology annotation, biological process: proteolysis. The record is from RefSeq and is a predicted model, not a curated record.
AGGAGUGGACAUUCUUAAGCAUUUGAGAGGAUAGCUGGAAUUUCCUCAAGCGUCUGAGGUAAACCAGUCCCCAGCGAGUCAGUGGAUUUGAAGGGGGGCUUUCUUCUUUCUUCCCCAAGGCCACGAUCAGCUCCUUAGUCUUGUGGACGUUUUGGACUAUGUUGCUGUUCUACUUCUUUCAGCUUGGCCUAGCAAUCUGUGAUCAGGACCACCACAGCUGUGUCAUCUGUGUCCUCUUGAUGGUUUUGUUGGAGUCGAAAGUGGCUACAUGGCUAACAAAAACCACUAAGCUCAGAUUUUGUACUUCCAAGUUGAAAUGAAACGCACCUUUACCUCCCUUCAGUCUCUCAGUCUUGUGAGGUGACUGCUAUCUCCCACCUCUCUCCGGUUUCUAGCCUUCUGACAGUGUCAAUAAUUGUAGGCCUUUCAGUUGUCUGAGGUCUGAGUGUCGGCUCUCAUCUAUUUGUCCUCACCUUUUUCACUUCUUCCCCUGACGGAGUUGUAUCUCCGAAACUGAUGUUGUGUCAUUUCUGUCCAAACAGCUACCACACGAAAACAGGAUGUGGGUGUAAUUACACAUUAGCUGGAUGAUUGAUUGAUAGAGGUUGGUCCUGUUGGUGAAAGGUGUCUGGGAUAAGUAGUUCAUUAUAGAUUGCUCUGUAGGCUUUGUGGAGCCCAUCUGCCUUCCAAACCAUGGGGAGGAGUUUGAGGAGGGCACCAUGUGCUGGAUCUCUGGAUGGGGAGCCACUGAGGAUGAAGGAGAGACCAGUGUGGUUCUGCGUUCUGCCAUGGUGCCGCUGCUCUCCACGAAGACCUGCAACCAGCCGGAGGUUUACCAGGGCUUCAUCUCCUCCUGGAUGCUGUGUGCAGGAUACCUGGAGGGAGGAACUGACUCCUGCCAGGGCGACAGUGGAGGUCCUCUGGCCUGUCAGGACUCUGUAUGGAAGCUGGUUGGUGCAACCAGCUGGGGGAUUGGAUGCGCUAUGAGGAACAAACCGGGCGUUUACACCAGCAUCACACAGUCGCUCAGCUGGAUCCGCCAACAGAUGGAGAGAGAAGAGGAUUCUAACUCUCCAGCUCUGAGCACAGACAACUGAAGCACCAUGUGAUUACUCAGUUUGGAUGAUUCCAAAUGACAGGACUACAGAGAUAAACAAUGACAGCAGAAUGGCAGAGGGUUUAAUCCGCACAUACCCUGUGUGGAGGCAACGUUUAAGGAACAGAGAGACGGGGAACAGCAGAGAGUUAGGCAUCGUUUAUUCCAAAAUAGAAAGCUCUAAGGCAAAACAGACAAGAGAAAAGUGAACAACGCUUCAUAAAAAGCAAGUGAGGAACCGAGAGCUCGACGAGAGCCCACCCAGUGUCCCCCCACCCUCAGCUGCACCAAUAACCAUUCCAGGCCUCAACUUUACAAGAGGAAAUGAACCAGAUACUGCAGCUAUUGACAGACAAUUGUUGUACAGAUUUUCAAACAAGAGGCACCCUAUUUGUGAAGUAAUAUCAACAUAUUGAUAGAGAUGUGGAGCCCUCUGCCACUACAUUUGAUUGUAGUGGCAGAGGGCCACAGCAUCCCUCAGGCCGGCGCUCAACUUAACACCUGCUCUGUUUUCAGCACAGCAUCUACAUGUACAUAAAUAAAAGUUUAACGCGUGCAAAAAGUCCACUGCUUCUUGUCGAUGGAGCUCAGACCUCACUGUGGUUACUCAGACCCUUGUGAUUGUGUGGUUAGCAUAGUGUUCUGGAUUGUGCAUUUUAGAAAGUUUGCUACUACUGUCAAAUGAUUAAAAGACAUAACGUAUGUUAUACACAAUGAGGGAAAAAGUGUAUGCAAGAAAUCUGAGCACUGCUAUCGAGUUACUGUGAAAGAUUACUUCACAUAACAUGGAUGUUGCAGUACGCAAAGUAACAUUAUUAACAAUGCUUUACAGAACCACACACAUGGACUGCAGUUUAGUGUCCUUUUGACCAAUUUCACCAAGGGUCAGACUUUGUUUUUGUGCUUCUUGGCAAUCAUUCUUUAAAAAAAGAACACAGGUAAGGCCAUGUUAGUAUUGUAAGUUUAAAACCAAUUUAAAUAGUCAUUUUCAUCAGGAUUCAAUUCCUUUGUUUUUUUUUAGAAAACUU